UGCGCAUAUACCCAUUUACGCAAUUACGCAUUUGCACAGAAUUAUUCUGAACAUCCAAUUCAACAGGUCGCUGGGUCAAUGCGCUGCGGAAUACGAGUCACUCUGACCACCACUCAUUAAACCAAACCAACUCUUUUAAAAAAACACUUCCAUGAAUACACACCACCAAACACUUAGCUGACUCUCGUCCACAUCGCUUUGAAGAUGGACGCGAGCUACCUUUCCCAACAAGUUAACACCAUCAUCGGCCAGCUACAUGGCCUAUUCGACGAGAUUGGUGUUACUAGCCAUGAUCGCGAAACUAGGGAGGCCGAGCUUUUCGCAGCGCUCUCGGAAACCCUCAACAACCAAGUCAAGCAGGUGACGGCUGAGAAGAAGGGUUUGGUAGACGAGGCGCAACGAAUUAUCACCACAAUUCGUCAGAUGGAAGCUUCUCUCGACGGUACUCACUCGCAGCGUAACUACCAUACCGGAGACGACGAUCUCCGCGUCACUUACCCGCUCACACGAUGCCUGCCUAUGUUAAAGGAGAAGCAUAAGCAAAUAAGCAAGCUUCAUCGCGAGCGAUUUGAACAAGUCAAGAAACUUGUCCAGGCACUCGAGUCUUAUUCCUCCCACCUCGAGCCGACCUUUGUUAAGAUCGCGUUGCCGCCGACUGGGCAGAACCAGUCUAUUCCUCCUACCUUUGACCUGUCUCCUUCCUAUGUCAACGAACUCGACGACGAAUUUACGCGAGUGUAUGAAGAGUAUACUCGGCGGGUCUCGAUCGUCAAAUCCUUGUCAGAACACAUCAUCCAGCUAUGGGCAGAACUGGGCACGCCCCAAGCACAGACCGACGGGGCGAUCGUCAAGUACUAUCGCGAUGCACCCGAGCAGCUCGGCCUGCACGAAGAGGAUAUAUCCAGACUCCGCAGCAAAAAGGAUAAGCUAGCGGAUGAGAAGAAGAAUCGUGAGAAGCGCCUGAAGGAUCUCAAAGCGUCUGUCGAAGCACUAUGGAAUAAGCUGGGUGUCGAGGAAUCGGAGCGUAAGGCGUUCUUGAACAGCAACCGUGGUUGCGGCGUCCGACAAAUUAACGAGUUCGAAGACGAACUGGCAAGAUUAAACGAGCUCAAGAGACAGAACCUUCAUCUAUUCGUGGAGGAUGCGCGAUGCAAGCUCCAAGAGUUAUGGGACGCGUUGUACUUCUCAGAGGAUGAGAUGCUCGAAUUUACGCCAGCUUUCUCUGACGUCUACAGCGAUGCGUUGUUAGAAGCCCACGAACGCGAGAUCUCUCGACUAGAUACCCUACGAGAGCAGCGUGCCCCCACUUUAGCUUUGGUCGAGAAACAUCGUACCCUCGUCCACGAUCGUGACGAGCUUGCUGCUUCUAGCCAGGAUGCGUCUCGACUAAUGAUGCGCGGCCAGAAGGGAGAACGACGAGAUCCUGGUAAGCUGUUGCGAGAGGAGAAGAUGCGAAAGAGAAUUGCCAAGGAACUGCCCAAGAUCGCCGCGGAGCUUGCUAAAAUGCUGGAGAAAUGGGAAGACGAGUACGGUCGCCCAUUCCUUGUUCACGGAGAAAGGUACCUAGAUCUACUAGAACCCGAAGCCCCUGCACAGGCCCCGGGUGCUAGAUCGAAGACUCCUGCAGGCCCUCCACCGUCGGCAAAUAGGGGCGUACAGAGAGCAGCGCCACCCAGCCGAGGCAACAGCACUACUAGCAAGGCGGCUACUAUUACAAGAUCGAAGACGCCGACAGCGAACGGGAACGGGAAUGGGAAUGGGAAUGGUACCAUCAAGAGAGCUGGGCCUGGCCAUGCAUCGAAAGAGUCGAAAGACCUGAAAGACUUGAAAGGCAGCCCGUCUAGGAUACCGGCACGAGUUCCCUUGUCAAAUCUCAAGCAUGGUAGCAACUCGCCUGAGAGACCCCGACCUGAAUCGCGAGCAGGUCAAGGCGUCCUGCGCCCCGGCCCCCCGCUCAUGCGCGCGCCACCUCCCAAGAUGAGAGACCUAGGACCGCCUCCCGAGUUGGAGACGCCGACCAACCCUUACCGCAACGUUGGGCUUGGUUCAGGUAGCUUUGUUCGAGCUGUCGACCCUGAGGAUGUGUACGAUGACCGGGUGUUUAACGAUGACCCAUACGAGCGAAGCUCAUAUCAGACUUACACGAGGUCCCACCCGCAUCAAAAUGGGCAGAUGCCUAUACAAAAUGAGCGUCUUGCACAGUCAGCCUAUCCUCAAGCGCCUCCACCUAGACAGAUUUCGAACACGUCUACAGUCGUGAGCGGAUCGGAGAACUGGGAGACAUACGAUGAUAAUUCCGAGCCUGAGCCGGAUGCGUCUGAUGCAUAUUACGCUAAGGUACGAGCUGCGAGAGGAAAGCGCUUUACGCCCGAGAACGGCUAUCCGCAUCCCCAAGCAAACCAGCCUAAGCGACAGCGAGGUAUCCCCCCGGCAAUGCAUGCUGGGCAUGCUGUAGACGCUGAGGGCAACCGCAUCAUUUCAGGCAGUGAGUGGACAGAUGAGGAUGCCUACUAAGUAUUUAAUUGUUCUUACUGCUGGACGAUAACGAGCUCCGACAAAUUACGCGAUUCUCUGUUACGAUUCAUUGGAUGCCUCUCACGAUCGGUCAUCAUCAACGGCGCCCUUCCGAAAGUCCCUCACGUUAACGUUCUUGGUCAGUUCUUGACACUUUCGAUUUCCGCACACUACUUCUUCUCUUUAUCUUCCUGUAUUUGUUUUUAAUUGCAUUAGGAUUUCUACCGCCGCAAGGCCCCUAAGGUGGAAUCCUCUUUCGACAAAUUGGGCGUCCGUCCAAUUGAAACCAGUCGAUAACACAUAGCACCUGAG
Molecule: messenger RNA, 2826 nt
Organism: Annulohypoxylon truncatum
Lineage: Eukaryota; Fungi; Ascomycota; Sordariomycetes; Xylariales; Hypoxylaceae
Product: microtubule associated protein-domain-containing protein
Exons: 3
Coding region: 205-2514 (769 amino acids)
Biological process (GO): mitotic spindle midzone assembly; microtubule cytoskeleton organization
Cellular component (GO): mitotic spindle midzone; cytoplasm; spindle
Molecular function (GO): microtubule binding
Source: RefSeq, a predicted model, not a curated record